GCUGUCCUCUAUCUGCCGCAGUGCCCUGCAUCUCCUUGACUGUGUUUGCAUCACACUUACAGACCCUGGACAGCUCCUUACAUCUGUGUAGCAUUCUCCUUCUGUGCAUGACCAAGUGCUGUCAUCUCUGAAUUUCCUUCUGCCUGUUUACCUCUACCCAUUUCAUUGUAUUUUUCUUUUCUCUGACUUGAUCCACCUAUUCUCUCUCUGACCUCCACCUAUCUGUUCCUAUUACUUUACCAUGCUCAGCUUUAACUUGGAACGCUCCAUGGGUCCUGUUACUUAUCGUAGAUCCACAGGAGAUGCCUACCUUCGGUCUAGCUCUGUCUCCCUCACCCACAGUGGCAGUAGCAGUUUACAAACACAAACUCGGAGUCGUCGGAGUGCCCCAUCUUACAGUGAAAGUCCUGAACCUACAAAUGGGCCACGGGAUGAAAAAGAGGCCUUACAAGGGUUGAAUGAAAGGUUUGCUGGCUACAUAGAUAAGGUGCGGAGGCUAGAAGAACAGAACCACAAUUUACAACAAGAGGCAACAGCCCUUAGGAAACAGCAAACUGGUAUCUCUGCUAUUGGGCAGUUAUAUGGAAGGGAGAUCAGGGACAUGCGACACCAGAUCCUGAAAAUCAAUUCUGAUAACAGUUUGGAGGAGCUGGAAAGGGAUCGACUAAAUGAAGAUAUUGAGUUAUUGAGGAUGAAGGCCCAAGAAGAAGAAAGAUUAAAAGGAGAGGCUCUGGCUGCUGAGAGGGCACUGAGGCAGUAUAUGCAGGAGUGCAGCCUAGAGAGUGAUCAGAUCGGAAGGAAGGUUCAAGCUCUACAGGAUGAAGUAACUCACCUUUGCAAUGGUCACCAAGAGGAUGUGGAGGAGAUGCUCAGGCAGAUACAAGGGAGCCAAGUGACAACCCAGCAGUUGGAAGAGGUAUCUGGGUUGGAGUUGGCAUCAGCCUUGAAGGAGAUUAGAGCUCAGUUGGAAGGCCACAUAGGCAGAAAUAACCUACAGACCCAAGAGUGGUUUCAAGUGCAGCUGGAGAAACUGAAUGAGGCCUCCCAAGUGAAUACCCAAGCCAUACGCUCUGCCGGAGAAGAAAUCACCAGUCACCGGCAUCAGCUGCAGAGUCAAAUCACUCAGUUAGAGGUUUUAAAAGGAUCCCAGCAAUCCCUGGAAAGACAAUGCAUGGAUCUGGAGGAUCGCCACCAGGCAGAAAUGGCAUCGUAUCAGGAAACCCUGCAGCAGCUGGACAGUGAGCUAAGGAAUACCAAGUGGGAAAUGGCUUCUCAGAUCCGAGAGUAUCAAGAUUUGUUGAAUGUCAAGAUGGCCUUGGACAUUGAGAUUGCUGCCUACAGAAAGCUACUGGAGGGAGAGGAAUGUCGAAUUGGAACCAGUUUUGAUCAAUUUCCAUUUGAUGAAAGAACCCCAAGGAUCCCAACAGCACCAAGACACAUUAAGGUGAAAAAGGAAGAAAAAAUCAAAAUUGUUGAGAAGGCAGACAAAGAAACUGUAAUUGUGGAGAAACAAACAGAGGAGGUGACAGAGGAAGAGGAAAUGAUCACAUCUCCUGAAAAGGGACCUGAAUCAGAAGGAGAGCAGACACCUGGAGAACCCUCCAAGGAAACAAUGGAGAAUGAUAUUACAAAAAUAGCGGAAGUUGAAAAUGAGGAAGCAAACGAAAAAGAGGCAGGUAAAAAUGAGGAAGAAGAAGAAAAAGAGGGAGGUGAAAAUGAAGAAAGUAAAUUUAAAAAGGAGACAGAAUAUGAAGAGAACAGUGGAGCAGAAAAAGAACAAAUAAAGAUAGGAAAUGAGGAUAAAAUUAAGAUCACAGACAAAGGGCAUGGAAUUAAAGAAAAAGAUAAGGAAAUAAAUGAUAAAAAAGAGAAAGAAUCAGCCAACAAAGAGAAAGCAAAAUCAGGAAAGACUGAGAAUGGAGCAUUACUAAAGAAAUCAGAGAAAGAUAAAGUAGUUGACAAACACGAAGAGCAUGACACAAAUAAGGAGGAAAGUUAUCCAGUUAAAAUACAAGAAAAGGCAGAGGUAGUAGAAGAAAAAGAAAAUGAUGAGCCAACUGAAAAAGUUGAAAAGCCUUUCAAGAAAGAGGUGAAAGUAGGACCAGUAAAAGAAGAAGAAACUUCUAAAAAUGAAAAAAUAGCAGCAGAGAAGACAGAGGUAAAGGAACCAGUCAGCAAAGAAGGUAAGAAUGAACCUUCUAAAAAAGAAGAUAAAAUAAAGCCAGAGGAGGAAUACAAAAAAGAAGAGGAUACGCAAGAUAAAUCUAAAAAGCAAGAGAAGGGGAAAAAUAAGGAAGAAAAAACAACCACCACAGAAAAAGAAACCGAGACAUCAAAGGAAAAAAAUAAUGAGCCAGUAAAGAAGCCAGAUGUAAAAACAUCAAUCAAAGCAGAGGAGAAGCCAGUGAAAGAGGAGGAAAAGAAGCCAGCUAAAGAUAAGCAGCCUUCUAAAGAAGAAGAAAAGAAGCCGGCUAAAGUAGAAGAGAAGAAACCAGCUAAAUCAGAGGAUAAGCAGCCUGCUACGGCAGAAGAAAAGAAGCCAGCUAAAGUUGUAGAAAUGAAACCAGCUAAAGCAGAGGAUAAGAAGCCAUCUAAAGAAGAAGAAAAGAAGCCGGCUAAAGCAGAGCCUGCUAAAGAAGAAGAAAGUAAGCCAGCUAAAGCAGAAGAUAAGCAGUCUUCUAAAGAAGAGGAAAAGAAGCCGACUAAAGAAGAGAAAAAGCUGGCUAAAGCAGAGCCUGCAAAAGAAGAAGAAAACAAACCAGCUAAAAUAGAAGAGAAGAAACCAGCUAAAGCAGAAGUUAAGCAGCCUGCCAUAGAAGUAGAAAAGAAGCCCGCUAAAGUAGAAGAGAAAAAACCAGCUAAAGAAGAGGAUAAGCAGCCUCCCAAGGAAGAAAAGAAGCCAGCUAAAGUAGAAGAGAAGAAACCAGCUAAAGCAGAGGACAAGCAACCUGCUACAGGAGACGAAAAGAAGCCGCCUAAAGUAGAAGAGAAGAAACCAGCUAAAGCUGAGGGUAAGCAGCCUACCAAGGAAGAAGAAAAGAAGCCGCCAAAAGUAGAAGAGAAGAAACCAGCUAAAGCCGAGGAUAAGCAGCCUGCCAAGGAAGAAGAAAAGAAGCCAUCUAAAGUAGAAGAGAAGAAACCAGCUAAAGCCGAGGAUAAGCAGCCUGCCAAGGAAGAAGAAAAGAAGCCGGCUACAGUAGAAGAGAAGAAACCAGCUAAAGCCGAGGAUAAGCAGCCUGCCAAGGAAGAAGAAAAGAAGCCAGCUAAAGUAGAAGAGAAGAAACCAGCUAAAGCCGAGGAUAAGCAGUCUGACAAGGAAAAAGAAAAGAAGCCGACUAAAGUAGAAGACAAGAAACCAGCUAAAUCAGAAGAUAAGCAGCCUGACAAGGAAGAAAAGAAGCCAGCUAAAGUAGAAGAAAAGAAACCAGCUAAAGCAGAGGACAAGCAACCUGCUACAGAAGAAGAAAAGAAGCCAGCUAAAGUAGAAGAGAAGAAACCAGCUAAAGCAGAGGAUAAGCAGUCUACUAAAGAAGAAAAGAAGCCAGCUAAACCAGAGCCUGCUAAAGUAGAAGAGACAAAACCAGCUAAAGCAGAAGAUAAGCAGCCUGCCAAGGAAGAAGAAAAGAAGCUGACUAAAGUAGAAGAGAAGAAACCCACUAAAGCAGAAGAUAAGCAGCCUGCUAAAGAAGAAGUAAAGAAGCCGGCUAAAGAAGAACAAAAGCUAGCUAAAGCAGAGCCUGCUAAAGGAGAAGAGAAAAAAACAGCUAAAGCAGAGGAAAAACAGGUAGUAAAGAAUGAGACAAAGGCAUCAUCCAAAAUUGAAGAAAAGAGUCCAGCAAAGGCAGAUGUGAGAUCAUCACCAAAGUUAGAGGAAAAACCGCUGAUUUCAAAUGAUUCCAUUAAGAAAUCAGAAAAAGGACCCAAAAAAGAAAAAUCUCCAGUCACAGAACACCCUCCUAAAGAAAGGAAAGAAAAAGAGGAGAGUCCAAAACUACAAAAAAAGUCUCAAGAUACACAGGGUACAAAAAGUAAGCCAGAAAAAAGUGAGAAGUCUUCUGGUACAGAUCAGGUAUUGAAUGGAUCCUCUCAGGGAGCAAAAAAAGGUGAGAAAUAAACCAGCUUAUUAAGGACAUAAGCAAACAGAUGGUAGGCGCCACCAAAGAGGGCGAUAAAGAUCCAAGAAGACCACACUGUCAAUCUCAGAUACUUUGCUUUGAUAUGGUGAACCCCACUGUACCGCUGAGCAGAAAAUGGACAAUAAGCUAGCCACUUACUAGGGUGAUCAGAGGCAACAGCUGCUCUGCAGGUUUCUCUAGUUCAGUGGUUUAAUCCCUAUUUUUUUUAAACUAACACUUACUGUAUGUACAAAUGCACACAUAGAAGACACUUAAGGGGUAUAUACCAAGGCUCACAAACAGGGUGAUGACAAUGCGACAUUUAUAUUAUGUUACACUUGUAAUGAUAAAUGUGGUUGCAGAAAAUAGGAAUACUUUUGUGACCCACUACAUAAAGAAUUUAUAGAGAGGUUUAGUGAUAAGAUGUAGCAAAAAACUCCAGAAGGGGGUUUUCAAAACCAAAAAUGGAGGGGGAUAUAUACACAUGGUGUGUUUGAACAAUACCAUUAACAGGGCCAGAUGACAUGUAUGUUUAAUUAUGGAAAACUUCAAGAAGAGCAAGUGCAGAAAACUGUAUUGAUCAUUUUACAGAGCACAUUUGUAGCCAUUCCCUGUUGUGGUCUGCAAGACAAUAGUAAUAACUUGAUGAUUAAUAUAGGCAGUUCUCAUGACCCAUUAAUAAUCAUUCACAUCAACUUAAUGAUUAACCAGUCUUUGAAGUAUGGACAGGCAAAGGCCUUGUGCACGGUAUAAGCAGUUGUCUCAAGCAUUACCUUGAGUUUUAGAAUGCCUAAAAGAAAAUUAGUAUCUUAUUUUUGACUGGAUGGAAAUACACCAUACCUGGUGCAAUUAUUCAUUUUAAUUUAAAAACACCAGGCAUAUCUGUAACAACUCAUAAAUGUAAAAACAUACAAAAUGUACUUAAUCUUUUAUGAGGAAUCACAAGCUCUCUUUACAGAGUAAAUGCAGGAUCCAUGAAUUAAAACCACAGUACAUUCUCUGCUAUUACUCUUUAAAAAACCCUAUAAUGUCCAAAAAAAAACGGAUCACUAGUAUUUUUUCAUUUUUUAUUUAUGCACGUAUUUCUGCAGUUUACAAUUUAUGGCCAGCAUUUUCAUGAUUAAAAAAAAAAUGCUUUAGUCUCCACUUUCUUUUCUGACGACCAGAAUAAUUUCCCAUUUGACUGGUCUAGACUAAAUUGCAGAGGAACCCCUGCAUCCUUUUUCUUUUUAAAGUGUUUCUAGAAUUUUAUCAGAUUAUUCAUAAAUUUACACCUGUGGAUAUCUUAAUACUAUUGUACCAGGAAAAACUACAUUUAUAUGUGGUUAUUGGACACAUGCAACAAUUGUUCUAAUAGAAUGGAUCCAGAGAGUUUGGCAUUGAAAGUAUUUUAAGCCAGAAACUAUAGAAGCCAUGUAUAAAUGGGUCGUGUACAUGGAAAACCCUUAACAGUUCACUCUGAAGAACCAAAGUAGACAUCUGACCUGGAAAACUAUAGUUGAAGAUGCCUUCUCAGCAAAAUAAUGAAUGUAACCAAAUCACGAUUCAGGGAAGUAAAAUAGGUGCAUUCAAACAGCCAUACACGUCUAAUCCUAAAACAAAGACUUUAAACACACUUGCACUUUCUGUUCCAGCUGGUUACUGUUACAGUACUACAGCAGAACUUCCAACAUGGCCCAUUUCCCUGGUACACAAUGACCAAACAGAAAUCACCAUUCAAAUAAAUGAAUUCACCACAGGAUACUGCAGCAGGAAAUGAAGCAGAAAAUGAGAAACAAAGACAUUGUAUACCAGGUGAAAUGGGUCAAGCUGUAAGGUAUGCAAUAAUCCCAUUUGAUUUAGAAGUAGAUAAAUGCACUAUUAUAGCCCUGAAAACCUUGCUUAACAAUGUGUACAAUAUAUAGUUAUAUAUUAAUAAAAUUAUUAUACAAAAACAAUGUUAUUGAUCUUUUAAAUGUGGAACCAAGAAGGAAUGUUUGAUUUGUCAGUACAAAGAGAGAAUUAGAUUUGUACUUACUAAAUAUCCAGAAUAUAUUUUUCUUUGUCCUCCUCCAUGACAGUAUCUAGCUCAGCCCAUAUAUUAGGUAGAGCCAACGAUUUAGUGGAUAAGCUUUUAACAGCACCUAUAAGAUACUCAGCUUCUCUUCUUCUACCAGUUAUGUUUACCAUAGCCACCACAUUAAAGUUGGCAUUUAGAGGUGAUGCAUUUGCACUCUGAUUAUAUAUAGAAAAAGAUGACCAGAUAGAAAGUAUAGUUAUAUAGUACAGAAGGUUUCAUCUCAAAAUGUGUUCAGCUCAAAAACAAUAGCAUUUGAUCUAUGGGUACAGUAUAUCAACUGGGUACACACUACGCAAUAUUUUAAAUGAUAGCGCUCAUUUUCACCCUUUUGAGUGAUAACAUUUGUAAUAUAGGCUGACCAUAUUAUCCCUUUAACCUGGGAAACUCAUGA
Messenger RNA from Pseudophryne corroboree (corroboree frog), 6565 nucleotides. It is a transcript of the gene NEFH, whose product is annotated as neurofilament heavy chain. Gene Ontology annotation, molecular function: structural constituent of postsynaptic intermediate filament cytoskeleton. The record is from RefSeq and is a predicted model, not a curated record. Gene Ontology annotation, biological process: intermediate filament bundle assembly; axon development. The transcript has 4 exons. Gene Ontology annotation, cellular component: neurofilament; axon. Bases 242 to 4114 code for a protein of 1290 amino acids. NCBI's taxonomy places the organism in Eukaryota, Metazoa, Chordata, Amphibia, Anura, Myobatrachidae.